AUGAGGGCCCCUGCUCUCCUUCUUGUUGCUGUCUCCUCUCUGGGGGCCCCUGCUGCUGCUCUGCGGAGACUGUCUCCUUCCUUAGAGACAGCGCUGUACCCUGGGGCCCCCCUACAUGAGCAGCAGCAGCUGCAGCACGGGUUGAGUUUGCUGCAGCAAGCAGCAGAAGGUCAGAUGAAAGGAGACACCCCGGAGAUGGAGGCAGAGGCAGAGACAGAGACAGAAGGAGGAGACAUAGAGCAGACCCUUACACCACAAGAACAGCAGCAGCAGCAGCAGCAGCAGCAGCAGCAGCAGCAGCAGCAGCAAGAACAGAAACAAAUGCAGAACAGCACUGCUGCAGGGACACCACAGACUGAAGCAGAGAUAAGUGGAGAGGGGACAGAGACAGAAGACCUCAAAGAGAUCGCAGCUACAGCAGAGGAGACAGCGACUCCUGAGGGCCCAGCAGAAGCAGCAGCAGCAGCAGAAGCAGCACCAGAAGCAGCAGAGGAGACACAGGAAGAGAAGGCUGAGGAAAUACCUCAAGGCGAGCAGGAAGAGACAACAGGGAUAGAGACAGAGUCUGCUGCAACAGAAGCAACAGAAGCAGCAGCACAACAGGGGGCCCCCCAACUCAAGCCAGAGGGGGGCCCCCAGACUGCUACGCAGCAGGGGCCCCCAGGAGUCCCCACCGCAGCAGGGACCUCAGCAGCAGACGAGGAGACAGCAGCAGGGGCCUCAGCAGCAGACGAGGAGACAGCAGCAGGGGCAUCAGCAGCAGAAGAUGAGAUGGAAGCAGGGGCCUCAGCAGCAGAAGAUGACAUAGCAGCAGGGGCCUCAGCAGAAGAGGAGGAGACAGAAGCAGGCGUUCCUCAAAUAGAAAAGGAGACAGCAGCUGCUGCUGCACCAGCACCAUCACCAGCAGCAGCAGCAGCAGCAGCAGCAGCAGCAGCGCAGCAGCCUCUGCAGCAGCCCGCCAGCCAGCAGAGGGGCCCUCCUUCAAGCGUUGAGGCCCCUUCCGCUGGGGCCCCCGAAGCACCUCAGGGCCCCGCUGCAGCAGCUGGGGGCCCCCCAGGGUUCGUUUGGGGCCCCCCCAGAGCAGGUAGGGGCCCCCAAGAGGGCCUUGGGGGCCCCCCAGGGUUGGUUCGGGGGCCCCCCGCAGCAGGUGGGGGCCCCCUAGAGUCCAGUGGGGCCCCCCAAGAGGGACAGGUGGCCCCCCAAGAGGGACUGGGGGGCCCCCAAGAGGGACCGGGGGGCCCCCAAGAGGGACCGGGGGGCCCCAAAGAGGGUGGGGGGGCCCCCGAAGAGGGAAAGGGGGCCCCUGAAGAGGGUAAGGGGGCCCCCUCAUUGUCUCGGACGAGUCUGCUAACUCGUCGCUUCCUUUCUCGUGGGCGCUCUGUAAUAGGGGCCUUGCAGCGUGCAGAUUUGCUGCAGACAUUUAAGAGAAGAUCUGCGGAUAUUAAACCCAGCAGAGGCCUUAUGCACCAACUCGCAGAAAGGUUUCGAGCUCUUAGGCAGCAAGUCGCACAGGCUAGAGCUCUGCAGCUGCAGCAGCCGCUGCAGCAGCAGCAGCAGCAGCCGCUGCAGCAGCAGCAGGUGCUCCAGGGAGAAGAAGAACAGCAGGAGCAGCAACAGCAACAACAGCAGCAGCAGCAAACGGAAGCACCACCAGCGAACACGGUGUAG
This is a messenger RNA of Eimeria acervulina, 1668 nucleotides long. RefSeq lists its product as hypothetical. Lineage: Eukaryota; Apicomplexa; Conoidasida; Eucoccidiorida; Eimeriidae. The record is from RefSeq and is a predicted model, not a curated record. The coding region runs from base 1 to 1668 and encodes 555 amino acids. The transcript has a single exon.